AUGGCUCAGACGACUCUCACCAAACUGCUCGACAGAUCCUCCGAUCUGCGACCUUCAUCAUCGAAAUGGCCACUUGCUCUAUCUCUCAGGGGUCUGCUCGGGGCUGCCGGCGCCGCUUGGUGGUAUAAGCAGACAUACGGCCUGCCAAAGAGCCUGCGAAUCAGAGAUGCUGCCUCUACCGAUCCAGGCCUUCUCCAGAAAGGAACCACCUUCGAGCGAUACGAGACGCCCUCAGGCCAUGUUUAUCCGAGGAUCCGCACAUUCUACCUCGAACACUCGAAAGCGAACAAGUUGCCGCAAGACAUUCCCCUGCUCGUGUUUAUGCACGGUCUGGGCGGCUCAGCAGCACAGUUCUCUGCUCUCUUGACUUCCCUCGUCAACGUUGCGCCAUGCCUUGCAAUCGACCUUCCAGGCUGCGGUCGCUCCGAUUUCGAGCCGAACGACGACGAAGCAUACACCACACUCGCCUUUGCCGAACUCCUCUACUGCGCCAUCGAUCGGUACCGCAAGAAGGACGUCAACCAGAAGGUCAUCCUCAUCGGCCACAGCAUGGGCUGCACCAUCACGACUCUACUUGCUUCAUCGACCUCCCCGCUUGCUCAUCUGUGCGAAGACCACAUCUCUGGCGUGGUGGCAAUCUGUCCACGAUCACAUCCAUUGACGGACAAGCAGCUCCUUCAAAUCCAGCGGCUGAACUGGAUCUGGACGCCGCUCUUCAACCUGAUAAGAUUGGUCGAUCGGAGAGGUGGUGUGACCAGUGCAAGCGUUCUGCGAGUUGUCGGUAAGGACGCAGACUACGAGACUAGGAAGCUCCAGCUGCGAUUCAACCAACAGUCAAAGUCCGCUGUGUUUCAGAAGAUCCUGAGAGGACUUUACUUGCAGGAGCAGAAGACGAAAGAGAAUGGCGAAGAGUCGUUGCUGGGCAAGAGGAUAUGGAGUGGCUUGAAGGUGCCUCUGUUCUUGACUGCAGCGGAGAACGACACGCUGCAAAUGCCUGCCAGCUCGGAUCAACAGCAAGACGAAGAAGUCGCUCCAGACCAGCUGGGCUCAGCACCACCGCAAACGAUCGACCAAGCCAAUGGCUCCCAGGUCGUCAAAGAGGAAUCAUCCACCACGAAACACUCCUUCGUCCUCAAAUCCGAAAUAUUCCCCGCCCCAUCCUCCCACAGCCUCAUCUACACCACCCGCGACGUCCGCGUCCUCUCUUCCCUUAUCGAAGCCUUCCUCGCUCGCCACGUCGACGAACGUCUCGGCCAAGACUGGCAGCUCCGACACAUGACCACAUCCGGCAAAUGGGACGUGAAAAACUACAAGAAGUGGCAAGCCAUCCAGCCGUGCUCCCCACCCAUCGCAGGAAUCUUCCGCGCCAUGAAGACGAUGCGCGAGCAAGAUGACGUCCACUCCCCUCGAGAGUUCGUGAAACGCUACGGCUGGCAGAACGUCCCAGGAGGCGCGACGAUGGUGUUGGAUAUCUCACACGACACGCCGGUGUACAACUCCCAGACGCUGGACGACGCGGGGGUGGAAUACCACAAAUUCCCCACCGUCUCGAAGCAGCCGCCGACCGAGGAUGAAGUCGAACAGUUCAUCGAUAUCGUGAACCAGCUCCGCGCGAGCCCCAAGAUCGCCGGCGCCUCAGACAAGGUGAAGCCCACCAUCGCCGUGCACUGCCACUACGGUUUCAACAGGACCGGCUUCUUUCUCGUCUGCUACCUGAUCGAGAAAGAAGGCUGGAAAGUGGAGGACGCUCUCGCGGAGUUCGCGGAGAAGAGAGCGCCGGGGAUCAAGCACGAUUUCUUUGUGAACGAGCUCUUCCGGCGCUACGCGAUGAAGAUGGAGAGGAGGGGCACGAUUGUGGGGUGA
Molecule: messenger RNA, 1863 nt
Organism: Zasmidium cellare ATCC 36951
Lineage: Eukaryota; Fungi; Ascomycota; Dothideomycetes; Mycosphaerellales; Mycosphaerellaceae
Exons: 5
Coding region: 1-1863 (620 amino acids)
Biological process (GO): dephosphorylation; 7-methylguanosine mRNA capping
Molecular function (GO): protein tyrosine/serine/threonine phosphatase activity; mRNA guanylyltransferase activity
Source: RefSeq, a predicted model, not a curated record